This is a messenger RNA of Ostrea edulis (European flat oyster), 1908 nucleotides long. RefSeq lists its product as uncharacterized. The coding region runs from base 118 to 1791 and encodes 557 amino acids. The record is from RefSeq and is a predicted model, not a curated record. The transcript has 7 exons. Lineage: Eukaryota; Metazoa; Mollusca; Bivalvia; Ostreida; Ostreidae.
UAACGGUAUUUUACAUGAGAUCAGAUAUACUUUAGCUACUCUAUUUAUAAACAUUUCCGGGGAAAAGAUACAAAUUGAGUGAGAUAUGAUUUCAUAGAUGCUUUAUAUCAUCACAAGAUGGCCAGAGAACUGUGGACAUUAUAUUCAGUUGUUUUCAUCAUUUGUUCUGCUUUGAUCAUAAAAUCAACCACGGCACAGUUUCCAAACUUCGACAUCCAAGCUAACGACAGCCUGUUAACCGCUGGUGACACAGUGAUCAUCGACUGUUUGCUCUACAAUGCCUCUGUGCUCGAUAUCAUGAAUGACUACGAUAUCGCGUGGUUUAAAGAUGAAAUCAAACUCACACAAGCAUACACGAGACUGAGGAAUGACGUCAUCAACGACCAACGAUACUCCAUCAGCAUAGAAGUCAAAUUAAACAUAGGAACUGUGUCUACCAUGCAAAUCACAAGUAUCACUACAGAAGAUGAAGGCGUUUUCACUUGUGAACUUACUAACAGAAUGAACGUUAAACAGAGGAAAUCGAUAUCCAUAAGCGUUGAAGAUCCAGAAGAUCGAACCAUAGCAACUGAUAUCAAAUCCGUUAUUUCUGAUCCAUCAUUCAACCAUAACAAAAGAUUGUUCACAAAAUGGACGGAUGCUGAAGAAGGCGAUAACUUAUCAAACACACCAUCAAUCAACAUUUUUACCAAUUCGACGACUGAUAUUGUCAAAUUUAGUGAGGAUGUAAGGGACAACAAUCUUACAUAUCCAACAGACAGCAACAUUUCACCUCCAACAGACAGCAGCAUUACAACUCCAGCAAACAGCAACAUUACAUAUCCAGCAGAAAGCAACACUUCAACUCCAACAGACGGCAACAUUACCACUCCAGCAAACAGCAACAUUACAUAUCCAGCAGACAGCAACAUUUCAACUCCAGCAGACGGCAACAGUACUACACCUUUGUUGUUUUUUACUGAAAACAUUUUAGAAAACACGUCCGCGUCAACAGGGAUAGAGAAAAGAGAAGACGACAAAGUUGGUCUCAUUGCAGGAAUCACCGUGCUUGUGGUUGUGCUUGUCCUCUUUCUUGUUCUGAUGUCAAUAUACUAUGCCAGAAGAAGAAACAUCUUAAAUUGUAAAAGUUGCUACGAUAAAGCAAGAGGCACAAACAGAAAGUAUGACGUCACACCAAGAGAAAAUAUUCAUGGAUAUGAAAACGUUUUGCCGAAAGUUUAUCAUGACGUUUACGUGGAUCCGGCAUCAGAGAUUGAAACCAAACCCAGGAGGCGACCUUACGAAGAUGCAAACGACAGAACCUUUCUAAAUGAGUACGAGGUCAACGAACAUAUACGUAGGGGAAGUUCCGACGGUAUAAUUGGUAGGACCGAUACGUUGGAAAAAGUAGAACUACUGGCUCUGCAUCCUAACACCAGCGAUCAAAAUUUGUUGGAUGCGUAUCGUAACGCCAGUGAAGACACCUCCGAUGGUAAUCUGGAUCCGGUACCAGAGUUUAAAAUCAAACCCAAGAGGCGACCUUACGAAGAUGCAAACGACAGGACCUUUCUAAAUGAGUACGAGAUCAACAAACAUAUACGCGGGGGGAGUUCCGAUGGUGGAAAUGAUAGGACGGACACGCUGGGAAAAAUGGAACUGCCGCAUGUGCAUCAUAACACCAGCAAUCAAACUUUGUUCCCUGAUUCUCACAACACCAGUGACGACACUUCCAAUGUAACAUAUGAAUUGAAAAAGAAAACCAGUCCCUACGAGUCAUGCAACAGUAUGAAUUUCCUGAAAGAUUUUGCAUAAUACUUUUUUAGCUAUAUGAUAAAAAUUUGUUAAUGUGUUUUAGAAUGAGAAAUGAAAGAAACGCUUAUAUCAUUUGUGCUUUAUGUUUACGAAAUAAAAGAAAAUGUAUUCAUGUAA